Arctia plantaginis is the source of this 3489-nucleotide messenger RNA. Lineage: Eukaryota; Metazoa; Arthropoda; Insecta; Lepidoptera; Erebidae. The record is from the annotation of a GenBank genome assembly.
AUGUCUUCAAUGCGGAUGAAGGCAGCCAAAUGUCCUUCGGACGAACUGGCUAUUACCAACUGUGCCCUUGUCAAUCCAGAUGACUUCAACAGUGAUGUAAAGCAUAUUGAAGUGACCACAGGACCAUCACAGCAUUUUGUCUUCAGUAUCAGAUUCUACAGUGGUGUUGAUCGUGGAACUGUGGGCUUUUCUGCUCCACAGAGAAAAUGGGCUACUCUAUCAAUUGGCCAGACAAUUGACGUGAAAAUAUUCAAGCCGCAAAGUGCUGACUGCCUAUGCAGUGUGACCUUGGAGGCUGACUUCAUGUUGAAGAAAACCACGUCUACGGAGCCCUACGACUCAGAACAAAUGGCUCGAGACUUCCUAAUCCAAUUCUCCAAUCAGAUCUUUACGGUUGGGCAGCAGUUAGCUUUCUCGUUCCAGGAGAAGAAAGUCCUGUCAUUGAUAGUGAAAAACCUAGAAGCUGUCGAUGUUCAAGCGUUAGCUGCCGGCGCUAAUGCUGUCCCGCGCCGGGUCAGAAUAGGACGCUUACUGCCUGAUGCCUGCAUUCAGUUUGAUAAGGCUGAGAACUCAUCCCUGAACUUGAUUGGAAAAGCUAAAGGAAAGCAACCACGGCAGUCAAUCAUCAACCCUGACUGGGACUUUGGCAAAAUGGGUAUCGGUGGUCUAGAUAAAGAGUUCAAUGCUAUCUUCCGACGGGCGUUCGCUUCUCGUGUAUUUCCACCAGAAGUUGUGGAGCAGUUAGGUUGCAAACACGUCAAGGGCAUCUUACUCUACGGCCCACCUGGUACCGGUAAGACCCUCAUGGCUCGUCAAAUUGGAAAGAUGUUAAACGCACGCGAACCCAAAAUUGUGAACGGUCCUCAAAUCUUGGACAAAUAUGUUGGCGAGAGUGAGGCCAAUAUUCGACGACUAUUUGCUGAUGCCGAGGAAGAAGAAAAGAGGGCUGGACCAAACAGUGGUCUUCACAUUAUCAUAUUUGACGAAAUCGAUGCCAUUUGCAAAGCGAGAGGCUCUGUUGGUGGGAACACUGGCGUCCACGAUACUGUGGUCAACCAGCUUCUGUCAAAGAUUGAUGGUGUGGACCAACUUAAUAACAUCCUAGUCAUUGGUAUGACCAAUCGUCGGGACAUGAUUGAUGAAGCGCUAAUGCGACCUGGUCGACUUGAAGUUCAAAUGGAAAUCGGCCUACCAGACGAGCAGGGCCGCGUGCAAAUCUUAAAUAUUCAUACUAAACGUAUGAAGGAAUAUAAGAAGAUUGCAGAAGAUGUAGAUUCCAAGGAACUCGGAGCACUAACAAAGAAUUUCUCAGGCGCGGAACUUGAAGGUCUAGUCCGUGCCGCCCAAUCAACUGCCAUGAACCGAUUAAUCAAAGCAUCUAGCAAAGUAGAAGUUGACCCUGAAGCCAUGGAGAAGCUGAUGGUUGAACGUGCCGACUUUUUACACGCGUUAGAGAACGAUAUCAAACCAGCCUUUGGUACGGCCGCUGAGGCGUUGGAACACUUUUUGUCAAGAGGUAUUAUCAACUGGGGCACACCUGUGUCGUCUUUACUCGAAGAUGGUCAGUUGUACAUCCAGCAGGCCCGAGCUACUGAAGCCAGCGGUCUGGUAUCAGUGCUUUUGGAAGGCCCACCUAACAGUGGCAAGACAGCUUUGGCGGCCGAACUGGCGAAGUUGUCUGAUUUCCCCUUCGUCAAAGUGUGCUCGCCUGAAGAUAUGGUCGGCUUUACUGAAACUGCUAAAUGUCUGCAGAUCAGGAAGUAUUUCGACGACGCCUACCGUUCCAGUCUGUCAUGCAUCUUAGUGGACAAUAUCGAACGUCUCCUUGACUACGGUUCAAUCGGGCCUCGGUACUCCAACUUGACUUUGCAAGCGCUGCUGGUAUUGUUGAAGAAACAGCCACCGAAGGGCAGGAAAUUACUUAUCCUUUGCACUAGCAGUCGAAGGCAAGUUUUAGAAGACAUGGAGAUGCUUUCGGCAUUCACGGGAGUUCUACACGUACCGAACCUAUCGUCACCUGAACACGUAAUGGCCGUUCUGGAAGAAAGCGAUGCGUUCUCCAAAAGAGAUCUUCAGAAAAUACAGCAGGAUAUUCGAGGAGCUAAAAUCUUCAUCGGCAUCAAGAAGCUAUUAGCACUUAUCGAUAUGGUGAAACAGACUGACGAAGAGUCUAGAGUAUUCAAAUUCUUGACGAAAAUGCAAGAAGAAGGUGGUUUAGAUCUAGAUCACACUAACUCACAUAACUAUACAUCGAAGGCACAUAUCGCCAAAAUAACCGAAUGCACACCCUGCAACUCCGACCUCAGGAGUUACGAAAUCGAUUACGACGAUAUCAGUGAAUGCAUCGAGUCAUUAAUCGAUAUAAGUCAUAAGAAAGGUAUGACAGCCAAAGGUAACGAAAUAUCACCAUUUAAAAUGCCCCUAAUGAGGAUAAGAAGCGUUGAAAUUGUUUUCGAAGAUGAAAUGUCCACUUGCACAGAUACGGGUAUUUUGGAUAGAAGCAUAGAAUUAAUAGUGUCUGACAGCAGUGACGACUCCACUAAGUGUGUGGAUGACUUGGAACAUUUACAAAUCGAGAGAGAAUCUAAUUAUGACUCGGUGACGUUAAACGCGGACGGCGAUCUAUCUGAUGAUAAUUCAGUUUCCCUAACAAAAGAAGACAUUGCUGAAGAUAUUCUUAAAGUAGAUACUCCCCAAAUAAGUUUUCAAGACGUUGACGACCCUUCAAAUUUCCAAAGCGAAAGCGUAACUUUACCCAUUGAUAUCACAUUGUCACCCAAUGUCUCUGAAUUCGGGGACUCUGGUCGGUUUACUGAAGAAGCAACUUCGUCUAAUUUUGAAACUGUUGCUAUCGAAGACGCGUUACUGUCGAAUUCAUUUGAUGCUAUCAAUAUUGAGAAAACAUCAACCUUGGUGAGCUCUUAUGAAAUGUCCGAUAUUAAUAACGUUUCGGCAGAGACUAGUAAGUCUACAGUGAGCAAUGUUGAGAAAACAUCGAUAUUAAUUAACCCUUUUAAUAGACCCGAAGUUAUUUCAACUGAAACUCACAUAUCUAGAAAUGUUGAUAUACAGAGAAUCUCUUGCGAAGUGUCUGAUGUUGGUGUAAUUUCGGCUGGAACUAGCAAAUGUGUGGAAAUUAAUGACGAGAUUCCGACAAUAUUGAUCAGCCUUUACGGAGCAUCUCAAUCUUGUCGUGUUACAGCUGGAACCAGUAACAGUAGCGCAAGCAAUGUUGAGAAAACAUCGACCGUGAGUAGCUCUUACGAAGUAGAUGUUUGUGAUAUCUCAGUUGAGACUCGCAGCUGUACAGCAAGAUUGUAUGAAUAUAUCGAUAGUAACAGUGAUGAUUCAGACGAUAGUGACGACACAGCAACGUGUGACAACACUCCAGUACAAUUUUUGACCAGUAUCGUUUCCCCUGAGGAUCAUUCUGUUUGCGACAGCUACGACCUGCAGUAUGACUCUUUUAUAGACAUGGGCAAAUUUUAA